Molecule: messenger RNA, 2702 nt
Organism: Zingiber officinale
Lineage: Eukaryota; Viridiplantae; Streptophyta; Magnoliopsida; Zingiberales; Zingiberaceae
Product: transcription factor NIGTH1-like
Exons: 5
Coding region: 739-1278 (179 amino acids)
Biological process (GO): regulation of DNA-templated transcription
Molecular function (GO): DNA binding; DNA-binding transcription factor activity
Source: RefSeq, a predicted model, not a curated record
CUUUCUCUCGCUGACGUCUUUUAAAAUGGCCGUCCGCCCUCGUUCGCUGCAGAUCGAGCGAUCGGCAGGGAGAGAUAGGGGCGGGACGGUGGCGGAGGAGAGAUAUGGGAUCGGCCGCGGCGGAGAUCGGCCUCGACCUCGACCUCAACCUCUGCGCCAGGAGGGACCGUCGGCAGCUUUGUCAAGGAGGCCGCGGCCGCCGGCGACGGAAGCGUAGCUAAGUUGGAGGCGUCCCUGAGGAGAUUGGAGGAGGAGAGGAACAAGAUCGGAGUUUAUAAGCGCGAGCUCCCUCUCUGCAUGCUCCUCGUUACCGACGGUGCCCAACUUUUCUUCGUGUUUGUUGAUACUUUUCCCGUUAGAUGACGAUGAUUUCUGACGCCGAUGCUUCCUCGAUUACGUGAUUGAGGUGUUGAAGGAGGAGCUGGAGCGGCGCCAGGAAGAGCUAUUCGCUCGAGGUUUCAAAGAAUUCAUACCCAUUAGGCCAUUAGGAGUGAGUGCGUGGAAGGAGAUUGCGAGGACAAGGCACAGUCGACGAGCUCUGCCCAGAUAUGGUGCCUUAAUCCUAGAAGCCACAGGGUCGAUGAUGGUGGUGUUGGUGACAAGAGCAUCACAAAUGAGGUACAAAAGGGCAGUGGAAGACCAGAUCAGGUGGUGAAGGAGAACGUUUGCUUAGAAUUCAAAAUCCACAAUAAUAUUGGGGGUGGAUUCUUUCACUUCAGCCGCCUAUCGCCGUUGGCGAUGAGGUCAAAGGAGGAUGCAAAGCCCACAGCGAUGCUUCCGGUGCCGGAUCUCUCUUUGCCUUCAACUGCCGCAAAGGACGCUGCUCUCCCUGUUUCUGCCAUGGCUCACGUCCAUUCCGAUAGAUACUCUGGCACUAAGCGCCUCGGUGGAGUUCCACUGGCAACGGCCGGAUCUCACCGCAGCCUGCAGCUGCAGCAGCCACCGACGAAGACGAGGCGAUGCUGGUCACCGGAGCUCCACCGCCUCUUUGUCCUCGCUCUAGAGCAACUUGGGGGUGCCCAAGUGGCUACUCCAAAGCAGAUCAGAGAACUGAUGAAGGUGGAUGGUCUCUCCAACGACCAAGUAAAAGCCAUCUGCAGAAAUAUAAAUUGCACUCAAGAAAGAUCCCCGAUGGUUCAGCAACUGCCAAUAGACCUGUUGUGGUCUUUGAAGGUAUGUGGAUGCCUCCUGAAAACUACACUUCCUCAUCACCACCACACACCGUUUCGCAGUCUGGUUCUCCUCAAAGUCCUCUUCAAUUUGCUUGCUCAAACUUAGCCAUCUCCGUCGAUGGCUGCCAGGAAGAUGAUGGAAAGUCUGAGAGCUUCAACUGGAGAUCUUGAGCAAUAUUUGUAGUACAAUGUAUAGCUGAGGUAACAAUCGGCUUCUGAAAUCUGAGAGAGUAUGUAGAUAAAAUGGGAGUUUUAUUGAUGAAAAGACCAGGCGAGAUUCCGCCGGAAUGGUGGAAAAGAGAUUAAUUUUCCCCAAAAUAUGGCCUCGCAUGGAAGAACAGCUCAUGGAUGUUCCAUUUUUUUUUUCAUGGAAUAAAAAAGGUAACGCUGGUUUUUCAUACUACUAGUCUUUGAAAUUACAGUAAUUGUGAAAGUUGGUGGAAGAUUGUACUAUUUGAAUUCCUGAACUAGUAAUAGAAUAACUAUAAAGAAACCAAUUUAACUAUUUGAAUUUCUCAAGAGCUACUUACGUUUGUCAUUUCAUCUUCCGAAAUCUGAAUCCUACUGAAGCAUUGUUGCAGGGAGAAGGAUGGAUGAAGUAUUAGAUGAAAAUAACUCAUGAAACUGUGCCCAUAUUCACGGGAUGCAAUUCAACAACAGCACAGGAUGUUGGAAAAAAAAAAAGCACAACAGUGAGUGACACUAGAGAAUCAACAGACAGCUAUUUGGCUCAAGUGCUUAAGAACGAGUCUUGGAGCUUUCUGCAUUUCUCACCGGAUUGAAAUAAGGAUGGUCCUGAAGCAAUAAACAACAGCUGGGUUAGGAAGUAUAUCUGAGAAUUACGACGGUUCUUUUGAGUUACAAGAAGGAACAUUUACCAUCGCUUCCUUUGCUGUGAGCCUCUCCUGGUGGUCGUAUUUUAGCAGUUUGUCCACAAAGUCGACAGCCUAUGAAGGGAAAGCAAUGAGAAAACUAAACAAAAUAUUGAACUGGAACCUAUGUAUCUAACAGGUCACACCUCAGGAACUGUGACGUGCUGGUUGUCGGAAUUUAUAAAUUUUACCCAUGGCUUCUUGCUGUGCCUGCAAAAAAUGGAAAUCUGACUAUGAGGAACAAUGCACACCGUGAAAGAGAGGGAGCUUGAUCACAAAAUAAUAUUGGAACCUUCCGACAAGUGCUUCAAACUGUGGAUCCAGCUCUAGAUGGUAUUUGUUGAGAUAUGCAGUUAAACCAUCUGUUCCAAGCACCUGAACCACAGAACACAUCCUCACUGAAAUUUUGCGUUAACGAGUCCGAUUAACUGGUGAAAGCAAAAUUGUAUCCGCUAUUCAAAAACAAGCCAACUGAACUGUGCAGUGCCAACAUUAAACUUUUAUUCCACCAUAUCACAAAGGCAUUUCGGGAAGAUUAUUCAAUAUUCAUGGAAGCUAUGAAUCUAACCUGACAUUCAUAUAUAUGUAGGGUUUCUGAAUUAAAUUAGAUGUAAUUCCAAAAUCUGAUUUUGAAUAUAAAUUAAGCGGUUGGUAAUUG